This is a messenger RNA of Ceraceosorus bombacis, 750 nucleotides long. NCBI's taxonomy places the organism in Eukaryota, Fungi, Basidiomycota, Exobasidiomycetes, Ceraceosorales, Ceraceosoraceae. The record is from the annotation of a GenBank genome assembly.
AUGUCAUCCUCUACACCAAGCUCAUCCGGUCGCUCAUCGCCAGCGCCACGCUCCGAUGCCUCUUCGGCUACCAGCGCAGGAGCAGUGCCCAUUCCAGGCAACAGCAAAUCUGGCUCAUCGCAACAACAACAGCAGCAGCAGCAGCACAGUGGCUCGCCCUUCGAAUCAGGAGCGUUCGGACAGCGAAGAGGCUCGGCGCCCGCUUCGGCAUUCUUGGCACCUCGUUUCUGGAACGCUGCGACAAGCACUGGUGGAGCGCCAGGUGGCAUCAUGAGCUACGCGCAUGGGGCGUAUGGUACGAGUCCUAAUUCAUCCGGUCAUCAUCACCACCACCACCAACAAGCACCAGGCUCGGCAUUCGAUGGCGUACCACGAAGGACGAGUUUCGGACACAGUCUGACGGGUGGUAGGCUGAGCGCCCUGGCUGCGCUAGGCAUGGCCCCUAUGCAAAGCCCACCGAUACAAUCAUCGGGACUGCCUCCAGCGACCAGCAAACCUCGUGGCACAGCCACUUUUCCUGAACAAAAGAUGAGCAGCAGCAGCAGCAGCAGCAGCAGCGCGACGGAAGUGUUGCCGCCGUCAAGUGCCAGCUCCACGCCCAUCUCUUCGCCCGCGCUCAAAUCUACAAAAAGCACGACGGACGUGCCUACGGCGAAUGCUGCCAACAGAAGGAAAGAUCGCGUCUUUUUCUUGCCUGGUCCGGAUGGCUUGUGCGUAGAGAGCAGACGCAGAAGGCCUAGCGAGGCUUAG